Molecule: messenger RNA, 2018 nt
Organism: Rhagoletis pomonella (apple maggot)
Lineage: Eukaryota; Metazoa; Arthropoda; Insecta; Diptera; Tephritidae
Exons: 3
Coding region: 463-1179 (238 amino acids)
Cellular component (GO): nucleus
Source: RefSeq, a predicted model, not a curated record
GAGAUUUUAUAAGUCGUUAUUGCUUUAAUAUGUAUUCAAAUACUUUGAUAAAUCUCUAUCUUAAAAUUGCUCUUUAAAAAUUACUUAGCCAAACAAAGCGAAAUCGAUCGUAAUGAAACGGACCUGUUCUUGAUUCCGCUCCAGCGCAUGCGCAGUAUUCUUCGAAAAGUUCCAUAUUGCCAUGCUUCAUAAAUAAUAUUCGAACAUACAUUUUUAUGUUCUUGGCAUUUAUUCGUGCUUUAACAUUCGUUCGAGAGUUAGCAAAUAUUUGGAAAACAUUUCAGAAAUACGUUGGUGCUUUUAAAUUAAUGCAUUUUGUAAAAAUAGUUUGUUUCAAUGCAGUUUUUAUACAGAAUCUGCGAAUGGUGGUAACCCCUAACAAUAGAAUCAUCGUAAUCAGCUGAUUGUAUUUGUAAACAAACUAAAUACUUAUUUCGAAGCAAUAAGAAAGGAAGGAGCGCAAUGGGAAAGAAACGAAACGCAAAGCAGGAAGAGAUUAUGCUCUCCUUUAUGCAGCAAAAUGAAGGAAUUGCUAAAGGUUAUUCGAAAGGCGACAGGGUUCUGAUUGAAGCGAAAUGGGCAGAACUAACCAGCUCCCUCAAUGCUGUCGGUCCGCCCUGCAAGGAUUUGGGUGGGUGGAAGAAGUCUUGGGUGGAUUGGAAGGCCACUAUCAAGAAAAAGCUGGCAAGCAACCGCCGAGAAAACAUGGCCACUGGUGGCGGCCCAUAUUCGCAGCAGGUUAUUUCCCCCACUGAAGAAGCAGUUGCGGUGGUUUGCAACCUUUACAGGGCUGUAGAAGGUAUUAGGGGCGCAAAUACUUUUGGCCACGCUUCAGUCCAAAGCGUAGUUGUCGGCGAGGAGGCCACCGACCUUGCUGCUGAAAAUGUUGGCGAUGAAAGCAACACAAGCUUUAUAGAAGUGAUUGACGAUACAAUCGAAGCCACUGGGCCACAAAGCACAUCAAGGCAGCGUCGACAUUCAACUGACGCAUUCGAAGUGGUUUGCAUUGAGCAAAACAGUAUACUAAACCGUAUUGCCAAUGUAUUGGACGAAGUGCUGGUGCAGAAGAAAAACGAGUUCAAAGUAAUGGAGGAAAAAGAACAGGAGAGGAAAAGACACUAUCAAAGAAUGGAAGAAAUAGAGCAGGAGAAAUUGGAAACGCUAAAGAAGUUUCUAUAAUGCAAAGUUAAAGUUGUGAAAAAUAUCAUAUGUUGCUGUGAAUCUGUGUUCAUUAAAUAUAAGUGAUGUGUAUAAACGUGUGUAGAUGUAGCAAAUUUCCCAGCGAAAAUUCAAAAUAAUUCCUAGUGGUAACUAAUUAUUGAAGGAAUUACGAUUACUUUUAACUAUGCAUUUCUGGUAACGCAAAAUGGUAUAUAAGGCAUUACCACCUAUAAUAAGAUAAUAUUGAAGUAAUAUAUUUCUGAAACUAAAGUUAUUGCCGAAUAUUGCUGAUGAGCUUAUCAUAUGUAGGUGUUAAUGCCGUGCAUACCAUUUUGCAUUGCCAGAAAUGCAUAGUUAAAAGUAAUCGUAAUUCCUUCAAUAAUUAGUUACCACUAGGAAUUAUUUUGAAUUUUCGCUGAGAAGUUUUGCUACAUGUAGGUUUUCAUAUACAUAUAUACAGUUGCGCUCACGUAAAUAGCACACCUGUAUUCACAAUGUUUUGCGUAAUAAAUUUUGUUCGUUAUUUAUUUAUAAAAAUAUAGAAGAUUCUAAGUAUAAAACUCUGAGCACAAUUCAGGAAAAUGAAACAAAUCUCAAAGUUUUUCUACUUUAGAAACUUAUUGGGUAUGCAGUUUUGUAGCCCAUUCAAUUUUAGAAUACUAAUGUACAGGUUUGAAAAUUCUGAAAAAUAAAUAAUAAAUAAAUAACGAACAAAAUUUAUAACGCAAAACAUUGUCAAUAUUGUAAGAAAUAAAAGUGUGCUUUUUACGUGAGCGCCUAUGUACAUAUACAUACAUAUACAGUUACUCAAAAAUUUUUUAUUUGAUUUUUACACGACAUUGAAAAUGUUUUUCAUG